AAAAGAAGAAAGAAAAGAUUAGGGGGAAUAAAAGAAAAUGGUUCGUAUUGUGCGGGGUUUGACAUUAAGGUGGAACAACGAAUGAAAGAAGCUUUAGUAGUCCUACUCCUCCAUUUGUUUUUCAUAAAGAGGCCAAUUGUAAUCUGAGUUUUUGAAGCAAAUCCAUCGAAAUGGCAGCAUCGUCUUCUUCUCCUUCAAAGGAGCCACAACUCAAGGACGAGGAGGAUCGGGAACAAGAGGAACAACACCAACAGCCACAGCCAGUCAAAGAGUGCGUCCACAAAACCAAAACGAUCCAGUUUCUCGGACGUACCACUCCGAUCGUUCUUCAAAACGACAACGGACCCUGCCCGCUCCUCGCUAUCUGUAAUGUUCUGCUGCUGAGAAACAACUUAAAUUUGAGUCCAGAUAUUGCUGAAGUCUCACAGGAGAAAUUGCUUUCAUUGGUUGCUGAACGAUUAAUUGAUUCAAAUAGUAAUGUGAAUAACAAAGAUGCAGGCUAUGUUGAAAAUCAACAACAGAACAUUGCUGAUGCAAUUGACUUACUCCCUAGGCUUGCUACUGGAAUUGAUGUAAAUAUAAAAUUUAGGAGAAUAGGUGAUUUUGAAUUCACUCGAGAGUGUGCCAUAUUUGAUCUGCUGGACAUUCCCUUGUAUCAUGGCUGGAUUGUUGAUCCUCAGGAUUAUGACACUGCGAAUGCAAUUGGAUCAAAAUCCUAUAAUUCCCUUAUGGGAGAGCUUGUCUCUCUUGAAACACUAAACAUGGAGGUCCAUCAUAAAAAUAAUCCAGAAGAAGAUUGUGUUGAUUUUGUGGCUGCAACAACUGCUACUCUUGGAGUUCCCUCUCCCAGUCUUUCAAAAGCCAGGUCGUUUGAUGAUUCUUCUCAUUCUAUUUCUGAUCAUAUACAAAGAAAAGGUGAUCUAGAAGAAGAGGCAGAGUUGUUGAGAGUCUUGAAAAUGUCCGAGGAUGAAAGUGAUCCUGUUGUAGGUCACAUGCAUGGAGGAGAAAUUUCUGUCAGUAUGGAUAGAAAAAUGUGUAAUGACGAGGUUAUAAAUAUGGAUUGUGGAGAUAAAUUAGGAAAUAGCUCUGGUGCUGGUAACAGUAACUUUCAUGAGCAUGGCCCAGAGCCUUCCUUAUCUGAUGAUUGUGCUGCUUCUGGCAAAGACCACAGCGAACAGAUAUCUUCUACUUCUACACUGGGAGAGGCAGCUAAUUCAUCCUUAAAGACUGAUACCAUAAGUGACCUUCAUCAAUCAACUUAUACGGGACCUGAAGAAUCUUUUGACCUGAAUGAUGUGAUUGAGAAGAACAGCCUUGAUGCAUUGGUUCAGAAUGAGAGUGAAGUUAUCCCUUCUCCUGAAAAACACUCUGUCUCUUUGUUUGAGUGCCGUGCAGAUUUUUCUGGAGGUGAUGGAAAAGUCCAUGAUCAAUCCACUCCUACAACUAUAGAUCAUGAAGUUGUAGGUGAAUCUCAUGGACCUGAUGCCACAGGAUUAUCAUUCUCAUCCCCUGGCCAUACAAAUUCAGAUUCAUCUAGUGUCAGAUAUCAUCAAACUGAUGUUUCUGGAGCAUUGACUUCAAGUGUUCAAGGGAGUGAGCCCAUAUAUGAAGGAGAGGAAUGUGUAUUGGAUACAAGAACUGGAAAUUUUGAGGAUCGUGAACCUGUUUAUGAAGGUGAGGUGGUACUUGCAGAACAGGCUGACAGAAGCACCUUAGUUGCUCCUGAUCUAAGAGCUAAGGAUGAACUUACUCCAGAACAAGGUGAAUUGAUCAAGAGUUUCUUGAGGAAUAAUGCCAGCCAGUUGACAUUUUAUGGUCUUUUCUGUUUACAAGAUGGGCUUAAAGAGCGUGAGCUGUGUGUUUUUUUCCGUAACAAUCAUUUCAGCACCAUGUUCAAGUUUGAGGGUGAGCUCUAUCUUCUAGCCACGGACCAAGGUUACAUAAAUCAGCCUGAUCUGGUCUGGGAAAAACUGAAUGAGGUCAAUGGUGAUACAUUGUUUAUGACCGGUAAUUUCAAGGAAUUCAAGGUAGAAAACCAUGAAAGUAGUACUUGGGAUGAGAACAAUGCUCUGACCAGCACUGCCGACUAUCUUGCCAGCAUAGAUAGUGCAACACAUGCAGGCUUAGAUAUCAAUUCUGAUCUCCAAUUAGCAAUAGCCUUGCAACAACAGGAGUUUGAGCAGCAGCCACCACGCCAGAAUAAUUCACAGCCGCAAUCAUCCAUUAGUGGUAGCUCUAGACUGGUCACAGGUCCCCAGGUGGCAAGAAACACUGGAAGACAUUCAUCUUCAUCAACAUCUGCAUCUCCCAGGUCUGAUGCAAAAUCCAAAGAUAAAUGUAUAGUGAUGUGAUGUGAAUUUCACUAGCAGAGUUUGUUUAGAAGCUUGCACUUUAAAAUGCGUCGCCUAGAUAAUUGUACCUUAUUACAGCUAUCUUAUUCCUCAUGCUUUGCAUGUGAUAUUAGGUUAAGUUUCUUUUGUAAAUAUUGGAAGUAUAUAGUGUACAACAGUGCUAGGUCCUUUUUAAACUGUGACCACAACACUCAACCCUUCCCGCCGUCGCUUAAUAUUGUCUGGACUAACAAUCCCAACCAUUGUAUGCUGAUUGAUUUUGCAGCACUUUAAGUAGGGAGUUAAAGCUCAGUCGGCUCAGGUUUACCAUUGCCAUUUCACCUGUGUGUCCUCUCGAUUAGAUACUGUUGCCAACUUGCUAGAUAGAUGUUAACUGACUGGGAAUGUGCAUGGUAUUAAAUUUUUAAGGUAAAAAGGUUGAUUUUUAAAUUUUGGAAGUAAUACAUUCUUUUUUCUUUUCAUACCACGUAGUAUUUGCUUGUAAUGACAAUUUUUAGAAUGAGCUAGUAAUUUAACUUUUAA
Molecule: messenger RNA, 2873 nt
Organism: Glycine soja
Lineage: Eukaryota; Viridiplantae; Streptophyta; Magnoliopsida; Fabales; Fabaceae
Product: ubiquitin carboxyl-terminal hydrolase MINDY-2-like
Exons: 12
Coding region: 171-2351 (726 amino acids)
Biological process (GO): protein K48-linked deubiquitination
Cellular component (GO): cytosol; cell periphery
Molecular function (GO): K48-linked deubiquitinase activity; cysteine-type deubiquitinase activity; cysteine-type carboxypeptidase activity
Source: RefSeq, a predicted model, not a curated record